UAAUUUUUAUAUCAGUGAAAUUGAAAUUUCCUAUUAUAACAUUCUGAUAAAUAGGAGCAUAAUUGUGCAGUUUGCAGUUAAUGUCUUGUCAUAAGAUUUUAGCGGUGAAAGUAAAUAUUUUGAAAUGUGCUAUCACUUGACAGUGCUUGACAGUAUCACUUGUGCUAUCACAAGAUACAGUUGAUUAUCAAAAUCUGUACUUAAGGAUCUGCCACUAUUCACUACAAUCAAUAUAGUUUCUACAGUCAGAAUCUAAAUUUAAGUUUUUAGAUCGAUAUGGCUCGUAAUCUUUUUAUAUUAUUCUUCUCAUUACUAAUUUGUAGAGAAGUUAAAAGUUUGUUUCCUAGAGAAUCCUUAACUCGCGAAAUUAAACUUUUAAAUGACGUUUGGAAUUUUAGAAUUUGCUCUCAAGAUGAUCAGAAUGCUGGAUUCAGAGAACAGUGGUUCAAAGCUCCUCUUUAUGAAACUGGAGAAAUUAUUCCUAUGCCAGUGCCAUCGAGCUUUAAUGAUAUUACUCAAAACAAAACUAUCAGGGAUUAUCUUGGUUGGUCAUGGUAUGAUAGAGAAUUUUAUGUGCCUCAAAGAUGGAACAAAAAUUUAAGAAUUGUAUUGAGGUUUGAAAGUGCCCAUUAUUUUACUAUAGUUUAUAUAAAUGGUCAAGAAGUUAUGAAUCACACUGGAGGACAUUUGCCUUUUGAGAGUGAAGUUACCCAAUACCUUAGUUUCUCUGGUCCAAAUCGGAUUACUGUUGCAUUAAAUAAUACUCUUAGUGAUAAAACUAUUCCUCAAGGAAGCAAAACAUUUAAAAAUGAGAAAGAUGGACCUUAUCCACCUGGAUUCUAUGUUCAGGGAACAAGUUUUGAUUUUUUCAACUAUGCUGGUAUUCAUAGAUCUGUGCUUUUGUAUGCCAUGCCUGUUGCUUACAUUGAUGAUAUACUGGUAAUCACAGAUAUCUCUAACAAUACAGGUUCUGUGUCCUAUUCUGUUUUUUCAAGUAUUAACUCAUCUCAGACAUUAUAUCCUGAAUGCAGCAUUGAAGUCAUAGACAAAGGAGGAAAGGUAGUGGCUUCUGUUACUGGAUGUUCUGGUGUAAUUACUAUUAAAAAUCCCAAAUUGUGGUGGCCAAAUACUAUGCAUCAAAAUCCAGGAUAUUUAUAUAAAUUGCAUGUGAUAAUAAAGUGGAAAAAUAUUAUUGAUGAAUACUAUCAACCUUUUGGCAUUCGAACAGUGAAAGUAACAAAAGACCAGUUCCUAAUAAAUGGGAAACCCUUUUACUUCAUGGGAUUUGGGAAGCAUGAGGAUUCUAAUAUACGAGGUAAAGGACUUGAUAUGCCUUUGAUCAUCAAAGAUUUUAACUUAAUACAGUGGGUUGGUGCAAAUUCAUUUCGUACAUCUCAUUAUCCAUAUGCUGAAGAAAUAAUGGAUCAGGCUGAUGCACAAGGAAUAGUUGUUAUAGAUGAAUGCCCUGCUGUUGGCUUAACAAGCUUUAGUGAAGAUUUAUUAAACCAGCAUAAAGCUGUUUUAAACGAAUUAAUUAGGAGAGACAAAAACCACCCAUCUGUUGUGGCAUGGUCAGUAGCAAAUGAGCCAUCAUCUGCUAAAGCAAGUGCUGAUAAAUAUUUCAAAGAAAUUACAGAAUUAGUAAAAUCACUUGAUCCUACACGACCAGUAACAGCUGCAAUUAAUGCUGACUACAACAAAGAAAAAGCAGGAAAAUAUUUGGAUUAUGUCAUGUUGAACCAUUAUUUUGCAUGGUACAGCGAUGUAGGAUCUACUGAAGUCAUUAUCCCUUUACUGGUGAAUUUUAUGUCUAAAGCUCAUGAUGUUUAUAAAAAACCAAUUAUGAUGUCUGAAUAUGGUGCAGAUACUAUAGCUGGAUUACAUAUGGAUCCACCUUUUAUCUUCACAGAAGAUUAUCAAACAGAACUUAUGAUGUUGCAUCAUAAGGCAUUUGAUAUAUUACGUAGAAAAGGAUUUUUUGUUGGAGAACAUAUAUGGAACUUCGCUGACUUUUUGACUCUGCAACAAAUCCAGAGAGUGGUUGGUAACAAGAAAGGAAUUUUUACCAGAGAAAGACAGCCAAAAGCUUCUGCAAAGUUGUUAAGGUGUCGUUAUCACUCAUUAGUUAAUCGCACCAUAGUUGGCAGUAUAGCAUACUGUCCACAUUCACAAAGUUUAAGUGAUUAUCAGUGUUCAAAUGCUGUAUAAUGGAAAUCAUCCAUUCUGAAAGGAAUGCUUCAAUCAAAAUGUAUCAACUAUUAUAAUAUAUCAUCCUAUCAAACAAAUAUAUUUUGUAUACUAUUUUAUACUUCUACUUAAUCUAUCUUUUUCCUUUUUUUCAUUUGUUUAAUUAUUUACCAUGUGGAUAAAAAUUACAUAAGUAUAAUGUAACUAAUACAAUCUUAUGAGUUUUAUAUUGAAAUACUUUUAAUAAGAAACUCGAUUUGUUAAAAAAAAAAGUUUAACAUUUAGUGAAGAAUAUUAAUUUAGUCAUCUAAUAAAAAGGCAAUUAACAUUAAAGACAAUU
Molecule: messenger RNA, 2527 nt
Organism: Argiope bruennichi
Lineage: Eukaryota; Metazoa; Arthropoda; Arachnida; Araneae; Araneidae
Product: beta-glucuronidase-like
Exons: 12
Coding region: 277-2208 (643 amino acids)
Biological process (GO): glucuronoside catabolic process; carbohydrate metabolic process
Molecular function (GO): carbohydrate binding; beta-glucuronidase activity
Source: RefSeq, a predicted model, not a curated record